AGAGGGUUGUACAAUAGUGUCGGUGGUCAGUCGCUCGCUAACGGAAGCUGGAGCAUUCAAACCCCUCUUCCGUUUUGUAUGUUCGCCUUAAAAAGCACUUUACCGGUCACGAUUUGCCCUCCCUGUUACAACAGAGUUGUGCAUAGAUCUAUCGCCUCCUUCGUCGUGCAGCUCGCCAAAGUCAACGCUGCGCAUUUUCACUCUGUUUGGUCAUCUUUUUUUUUCCUCUGCGCGUACGUGUUCUUGCGUGUGUGUUUGGCCCCCACAAUUUAUCGAUUUAAACGGAGGAAAUCUCAUUUUUUUUUCUCAUUUCUACAAUCUUAAUAUUUUAGGGUUUUCUUUAUUUUCGCCAACGUGUUGCAGGUUGCAGUUAAGAGCGUCUCAACAUUCCAAAUCGUCCCGCAUGUCGUUCUUCACUCUCCGUCGUUUUUGUGGCAGCCUGGCCCUCGGCUUUGUUGCCUCCCCGCUCUUCCGCGGCGUGGCGGUGGCGCUGUGCGAGUCCGCCUCUGGGCCGUCGGCGAGUAUUUCAGCCGAUGGGCAGAUUAACCACAUCUUCGAUAACGUGCCGGCGCCGACGAAAGAAGAGUUGGAGUACGUAAAGACGUGGGGCAUACCGUGGGUCGACGAGUGGGACCGGCCCGGAGCGCGUGGCAUUCGCUCUGAUCGUAGCACAGCGCACCUACGGCAGAUCAUCAUGAUUCGCCACGGACAGUAUGAGAAUGAGGCGACGGAAGAUGACAGCAUUCGCCGCUUGACUCCGCUAGGUGAGAAGCAGGCACGCGCCACCGGUGUGUACCUGCGCAAGCUGUUCGAGGAAAGUGAGAAGAAAAAGCAGCUGCUUGCGGUGUACACGGCUGCACGUGCAGCGUACCAGAAAGUGAAGAAGGAAGACGACGCCCCCGAGAAGGAAUCGGCAGCUCUGCAGAGGAUGAUGCAAGCGGAUCUCGCCGUUCGCGGAGCCGGUGGUAUCUUUGUGGACGGCGCGCCGCGCUUUGUUCAUGUGUCCAACAUGGUGCGUGCGCGGCAGACAGCCGAUCUCAUCCUGGAAGCGUUUCCAGCCGAGGUGCAGCGCGCGUUGGACGUGGAUCCGCAGCUGCAGGAGCGCUUCCCGUGUGAUGUGGAGCCGAAACGGGAAUUUCACGCGACCGUGGAGGACAUGAAGGCGGCGGAGGAGGUCUUUGAGCGGUACUUCCAUCGUCCCACGAGUGAUGAGUCGAGUGUGGAGAUUAUCGUGGGGCACGGCAAUGUUAUCCGCUACCUCACCAUGCGUGCCCUGCAGCUGCCCCCGGAGGCGUGGCUGCGCACCUCGCUGCCGCACUGCAGCGUGACCACCAUCACCAUACGUGGCACAGGUCAUGUGAGUCUAGUGGGCAUGGGAUCGUAUGGACACUUGCCGCCGGAGCUCGUCACAGCAGUGAAUCUACCGUGA
Molecule: messenger RNA, 1429 nt
Organism: Leptomonas pyrrhocoris
Lineage: Eukaryota; Euglenozoa; Kinetoplastea; Trypanosomatida; Trypanosomatidae
Product: putative phosphoglycerate mutase family member 5
Exons: 1
Coding region: 404-1429 (341 amino acids)
Biological process (GO): positive regulation of mitochondrial fission
Cellular component (GO): mitochondrion
Source: RefSeq, a predicted model, not a curated record